AUGCGCGUGCUUGGUUCCGCCUUAAGCCUAGCACCUCUAAAAGUUCCCCAUCACAUAUUCGACCUCACCGAGAACCCGAGGAUCAUCGCCAUCUCCUCUCAAGACGACCCACUUGCCAACUCAGAUUCUGACACAGAGACUGCAGGUCCAAGCACCCAAGCAUUGCCAUCCACACCCAGACGUCGCAGACAAUCCGCUCCCCCAGCAUCAUCACCAAUCAGCGUGAUGAACCCCACACCUGUCAGACGAGGCCAUCCAACGAAGAAGGCAUGCAAGUCUGGCCCAGCAACUGAGCCAAGACUGAGUGCCGCUGAUCUGGAACAGCAGCAACAACUAUGCCAGGAGCAGCAGGAGCAACGGAAGCGCGAGAUGGAGGCAGAGAAACAGCACAUGUGUGAGCAGGCCCGUCAACUUAGAGAAGAGACAAAAGAGCAGGAGAAGACUAGUGCUUGA
Molecule: messenger RNA, 453 nt
Organism: Laccaria bicolor S238N-H82
Lineage: Eukaryota; Fungi; Basidiomycota; Agaricomycetes; Agaricales; Hydnangiaceae
Exons: 3
Coding region: 1-453 (150 amino acids)
Source: RefSeq, a predicted model, not a curated record